Penicillium taxi is the source of this 933-nucleotide messenger RNA. RefSeq lists its product as uncharacterized. Gene Ontology annotation, biological process: iron-sulfur cluster assembly. Gene Ontology annotation, cellular component: cytoplasm. Gene Ontology annotation, molecular function: iron-sulfur cluster binding. The record is from RefSeq and is a predicted model, not a curated record. Lineage: Eukaryota; Fungi; Ascomycota; Eurotiomycetes; Eurotiales; Aspergillaceae. The transcript has 2 exons. The coding region runs from base 1 to 933 and encodes 310 amino acids.
AUGGCUCCCUCAUUCGUGACCAUUGAUACGAACGACGUCGACUUCGGUAUGGCACAACCAACUAUCGACGCUCGACGCACCCUCCUCCUCGCACCUCCCUCCAUUGCAACCCACGAAGACAAAUUACGCGAUCUCUUUACAUCAUUCCCCCGCGAAUUCAGCGACCUCCAAAUGCUCGACCGCCUCUCAGCCGGUGUGAUCAACCUCCCUUCAAACACAUACGACUUCGUCCUAGUCCUCACAGACUCCGACGGCUCUCGGCGCGCUGAGGCCCUCCAGCUCCUCACUCGAGAUGUAUACACCGCCCUCGUUCCAGCCAUGAAGCCCGGCGCAAAGUUUCAGACGCAAGGUAAGGCCCUCGAUGCCAUCGAGGCUAUGGAGGCUGUUCUUGCAGGCCUAGUGCAAACAGAGAGUGGAUUUGAGAAACCGAAUUACGAACAAGCAUCCGCUGUGCCACUGCGGUUUGGUGCAAAGAAGCAGAAGACCACUACUACCCCACCUGUGGGAGUUGGAUUCGCCGUGAAUGGGUAUAAUGCGAAUAACCAUGAUCGGGAUGAUACCGAUGAGUUGAUUAAUGAGGACGAUCUUCUGGAUGAAGAGGAUUUCACAAGACCUAUCAUGCCUCCUCCAGAGUGCCAGCCUAAGACUGGCCGCAGACGGCGAGCCUGUAAGGACUGUACAUGCGGUCUAGCUGACCGACUGGAAGCAGAAGAUAAAGAGCGUCGCGCGAACGCGGAUAAGAAUUUGAAUGUUCUAAAGCUGGCAUCGGGCGACUUGAAUGAACUGGACUUUACCGUCGAGGGCAAAACUACCGGCUCCUGUGGGAGCUGUGCCCUUGGUGAUGCUUUCCGGUGCGCGGGCUGUCCAUAUCUAGGUAUGCCUGCGUUCAAGCCUGGCCAAGAGAUCCAGAUUUUGAAUGACGCACAGUUGUAA